This is a messenger RNA of Cuscuta campestris, 2600 nucleotides long. The record is from the annotation of a GenBank genome assembly. Lineage: Eukaryota; Viridiplantae; Streptophyta; Magnoliopsida; Solanales; Convolvulaceae.
ACACACCCAUUAGUCUACAGGCAACGGGAAGAAGACGAGUCAGAACAGAAUUCCGAAAAUUUGGAACCCGGGUCUCCUCUCUCUAGACCUCGAGCGGGAGUCCGGAGCAAUUGGCGAUGGAAUCAGCUACUACAUCUCUUGUAGGCACAGGCAUAUCAACUCCUCGCUGGAAUGUGGAUCGACCUUUCCUUACCGGCCGGUUCCACCAGGAAACAAAAUCCACAUUUCACGAACCUUCCAGUUCUGGAGUGGAUAAGGCAAUAUGUUGCUACCAUGCUGCCAUUCAGGAACUGAUAGUUAUUGAUGAUCUUUUGUCUGCAUUGGUUGGGAUUGAAGGACGCUAUAUUUCAAUUAAAAGAGCCCAAGGGAAGGAAAAUAGUAUAUCUUUUCAGGUUGAUGUAUCUAUGGAUCUUGCACUCCAGGAAUCUUCAAAAAGGCUGUUCCCCUUAUGCGAGAGUUAUUUGCUGAUCAACCAAUUUAUUGAGACAAGAUCGCAGUUCAAGACUGGCUUAGUUAAUCAUGCCCUUGCAGCUGCUCUAAGAUCACUUCUUCUGGAUUAUCAUGCCAUGGUGGCUCAGCUCGAGCAUCAGUUUCGUUUAGGAAAGCUUUCUAUUCAAGGAUUAUGGUUCUAUUGUCAGCCAAUGAUGGGUUCAAUGCAAGCUUUGUCCACUGUGGUGAAAAAGGCUUCUUGCAGUAAUAUCUUGGGUUCAGCUGUCAUUAAUCUCUUGCAAAGCCAGGCCAAGGCCAUGUCCGGUGAUCAUGUAGUCAGGUCUUUGCUGGAAAAGAUGUUGCAGUCAGCAAGCAGUGCAUAUCUUGGGAUACUCGAAAGGUGGGUGUAUGAAGGAAAGAUUGAUGACCCGUAUGGAGAAUUUUUUAUUGCUGAGAACAAGUCUCUUCUUAAGGAGAGUCUCACUCAAGAUUAUGAUGCCAAGUAUUGGCAACAGUGUUACACCCUCAAGGGUGAUAUUCCAAGCUUUAUAGCAAAUGCUGCUGAAACAAUUUUAACCACAGGAAAAUAUUUGAAUGUCAUGAGAGAGUGUGGACACAGUAUUCAGGUCCCAGUGGCAGAAAAUUCGAAGUUGACUAGUGUUAGUUCAAACCACCAUUAUCUUGAGUGCAUCAAGGCUGCUUAUGAUUUUGCCAGUGGUGAGUUACUAAACCUAGUUAAAGAGAAGUAUGAUCUUAUGGCAAAGUUGCGGUCUAUCAAGCACUACCUCCUCCUUGAUCAGGGUGAUUUCUUGGUUCACUUCAUGGAUAUAGCCAAAGAGGAGCUCAUGAAGAAGCCAGAUGAGAUUUCAGUGGAGAAGCUUCAGUCUCUUUUGGAUCUUGCCUUGCGAACCACAGCUGCUGCUGCUGACCCAUGCCAUGAGGACUUGUCAUGUUGUGUGGAGAGAACAACUUUGCUAAAAAGGUUGAGUAUGCUAAAAGAUCUUGAAGUUAAUCAGCUUGUUUCAGACAGCCAUAAUUUAGAUGAACCAGUGAGCAUCACUGGCUUGGAAACAUUUUCUUUGAACUACAAGGUUCAAUGGCCUUUGUCCCUUGUAAUUUCAAGGAAGGCUUUGACAAAGUACCAGCUAAUAUUUCGCUUUCUAUUUCACUGUAAACAUGUUGACCGGCAGCUCUCUGGGGCAUGGCAAGUACAUCAAGGUUUCCGGAAACUUGAUAUGCAUGGCACGGCAAUCUCUGUAUCAUCAUUACUAUGUCGCAAUAUGCUAAAGUUUAUUAACAGCCUCCUACACUACCUUACAUCUGAGGUUAUCGAGCCUAAUUGGCAUGUGAUGCAGAACAGACUUCAAACUGCAAAAAGCAUUGAUGAGGUAAUACACUACCACGAUUUUUUCCUUGACCAGUGUUUGAGGGAAUGCUUGCUUCUUUCACCCUCUAUUCUCAAGAAGGUCGAGCGUUUAAAAGCAAUAUGCCUACAGUAUGCAGCAGCUACACAACGGUUAAUUACUGCUGCCUUUGAGGUUCCCAUGGCUCCUCAGAUGGAAAAGUUUAACCGUUUAAAACUAAGAACCAAAUCACAGAUGCUGAAGCCAGCAACAGAAGAUUCCACAGUAUUUGGAUCCAUUAUGUGAGUUAGCACGAUGACCCCCCCACCNUUUAAAUGCAGAAGGUCGAGCGUUUAAAAGCAAUAUGCCUACAGUAUGCAGCAGCUACACAACGGUUAAUUACUGCUGCCUUUGAGGUUCCCAUGGCUCCUCAGAUGGAAAAGUUUAACCGUUUAAAACUAAGAACCAAAUCACAGAUGCUGAAGCCAGCAACAGAAGAUUCCACAGUAUUUGGAUCCAUUAUGAAGUUUGAGAGGGAAUUCACAGCCGAGCUUCAGAGCUUAGGACCAAUUUUUAGCAGUGGGUCUCGCGCAGAGCCGUAUUUAACUCAUCUUGCACAGUGGAUUCUUGGGGUAGGAAAUGACCAAUAAGUUGCAUUGUUUUUUUUGUUUUUCUGAUUACUAAUUAUUUCGCCAUUCAUGUUGAACUGGUUAUGUCAUUAAUGAAAGUUUGAUUCAAAAGUUUCCACUUUUCAUAUAUUUUUUUCUCUUUACCUAAUAAUUAAAUUGUAUUUUGAGCCAAAAUGUGGAAUAGAAAGUUGAAGUUGUG